AUGGCAUCCGCGCUAAGCCGACUCGACAAGUUUCCCGUCAAACCACGGAUCAUGUGGUGUAUGUUUUGCUUAGAGUGUAGCGUGGAAAGCUUCGAACCACGCUCGGGAAAGCCACUGGAGAUCAACUGCUUCUUAGAAAACCAUGAAACGAGCGUGUGCCGUGCGUGCUUCGGGGAGGGCUAUUCUUAUUGUAAGCCGGCGGCGGCUGGGAUGCUUGGUGAUGCGCAAGAUCUUACAGAUGUUCUCGAGUGGGUGGAAUCUCUGCUUUUCAGUGGCACUGACGAAUAUCGCGUUGCGGUCUUGACUGCAGUUCAGCGGCUUUGUGCUUGCUUUGUUACUGCGGAGGCGGAGCAUCGGAAAUUCCACGGAAUUGGCGAGCUUUGUGGUGAUGGUAAUUGGAAAGAUUACCACGCGGUUCUCGCUCAACGCCGUCAGUUGGUCGGCUACGGCGAGGAUGGCCAUCUCAAACCCUUACGUCUACUGCCUGGGGAUGAUGGGUAUAUGGCUCUUGCGGCAGCAAAGCAACGCUUUUGGGAGUACAUUCAGCCCAUAGUUAAGGAACAGCACGGCAAAAAGGGGCAUCCUGGUGACGAGUAUUGCCCCUUUCCCCGAGUGUUGAGUAUGCUCUAA
This is a messenger RNA of Aspergillus puulaauensis, 630 nucleotides long. RefSeq lists its product as uncharacterized. NCBI's taxonomy places the organism in Eukaryota, Fungi, Ascomycota, Eurotiomycetes, Eurotiales, Aspergillaceae. The record is from RefSeq and is a predicted model, not a curated record. The transcript is spliced from 3 exons. The coding region runs from base 1 to 630 and encodes 209 amino acids.